UAUUUAUGCACAUUCUGUGGUUGGCACUGACUUCGUGAAACGUCAACAGAACAGCUGUUUCGGUUUGGUUUCGGAGCGUGUUCCGUUGUAAACAUUAAAAAUAUCAGUGAUAAUAUUUAAUUCAAAUACACGUUUCCUAUCAAAUUUGAAGAAAUGCAGGAGCAGGAUAUUCCGAUUGACAUUAAUGCAGGAAAGUUAUUGGAAUGGUUAAUAAACAGACGGCAUUGCAGCAGGGACUGGCAGCCGAAUGUUAUAAACAUCAGAGAAAAAAUUAAUAACGCUAUCCAGGAUAUGCCUGUUCACGAAGGGAUUGCUCAGCUGCUAUCUGGCACCUACAUCAAUUACUUUCAUUGUAAAAAAAUAAUCGAGAUUCUAAAAGAAACCGAAGUUGAUUCCAAAAAUUUGUUUGGACGCUAUGGCUCUCAGAGAAUGAAAGACUGGCAGGAAAUUAUCCGGCUUUAUGAAAAGGACAACAUCUAUCUUGCUGAGGCUGCUCAGAUGCUCAUCAGAAAUAUUAACUAUGAAGUACCCAGCUUCAAAAAACAAAUCCAAAAGUUGGAACAGAUGCAAAAUGACUUGGAAAAAAAGGAAGCAGAGUACAAAAAAUCAGAAAAUAUAGCACGUACUGAGUUCAAUACACUCUGUAAGCAGCUUGGAAUUCCUGGGACAAGAAUAAAGAGGGAAUUAAUGGAGAGAGUGAAAGAAUUACCGGAAAUCUAUGAAAGACUGGUCAAGAAAACAAAGGCUAUUGAUAACGUUGUCGAAUUUUAUAGUUUGUUUGUUGAAUUUACGUUGGGAAGGCAACAUGAUGGAGGCUGUGUUCCAAUGAUCAAAUACAUAAUUGAUAAGGGAAACACAACUACUUAUGAAUGGACCUAUGGAGAAGCGCCGUUGUCGAUAGAUGAUACAUCUAUGAAUUUGAAUUUUGACGACGAUGAGGAAGAAACUCAAAAAGAUAACGAGAUUGAUUUUGGAGACGAAUCCAGACAAGAAAUAGAUUUCGGUCAAUUGGAUGAUGAGGCGGGAAUAAAUUUGGGUGCAGAAGGAGAUAUAGAUUGGGGUAACAUAGAAGUUGCUGAUGGGACAGCUGAAGAAAUCGACUUUAAUAUUUCACUCGAAGAAUCUGGAAUUGUUGUCGAAUCUGCCGGUGUGGACGGAGGAGUUGCUAACGGCGCUGAAGCUUUAACAAUCCUUGAUAAUCCUUCAACUAGAAAUGAGUUCAUCGAUCAGCUACUUGAGCUCGAAGCUUUUCUAAAGCUCCGUUUAUACGAAUUUCAAAGUGUCGGUAAAAAUAAUUUGUUGAGCAUGAGUCAAAUGCAACAGGCUCCUCCCGUGCUACAACUAGCUACGGUAGAUAGCACUCGGAGUAUGUUGGACAAUGUGCAGAUUCUUCUUACGGAAAUUUUAGAUAGCAGAGUACAGCAUUUACAUAAUAUGAAGCAUUCGCCAAGGUACGUGGAUCUACUUGCCGCUAAUAUGAAACAAAAAUUAAAAGUCACUGAAAAAAUGGUUGCUAAUCAAAAAUUGGUCAACCAAAGGCGAGAAGAAGCGAGAAAUCAAGCCCUGGCUCUGCAACCAACGUUAAAAGUUAUAAUUCAACGUACCAAGGAACUGCAAGCUGAGAUUGAACGAGAUAUAUCGAAAAAGUAUAAAAAUAGGAUCGUACAUUUGACCGGUGGUGUAAAUGCUCUUUAGUAAGAAGAAGGGAUUGAUACACGGGUGUGAGAGAUAUAUAUAUAUAUAUAUGCUUCUGUAUAUAAGCUACAAUGAUUAAGGAUUCUGUGCUUCGGGUUUGAUAAUUAUUUAUGUACCAAAAUUUGUUUAACGGCAGAUAACAAAUUUUAUAUUUUAUGAAAAAUAUAUAGAAACAUGACACGGAAA
Athalia rosae (coleseed sawfly) is the source of this 1881-nucleotide messenger RNA. Its product is annotated as CDK5 regulatory subunit-associated protein 3. The record is from RefSeq and is a predicted model, not a curated record. The transcript has 9 exons. NCBI's taxonomy places the organism in Eukaryota, Metazoa, Arthropoda, Insecta, Hymenoptera, Athaliidae. Gene Ontology annotation, cellular component: endomembrane system. Gene Ontology annotation, biological process: regulation of cyclin-dependent protein serine/threonine kinase activity; regulation of mitotic cell cycle. The coding region runs from base 154 to 1695 and encodes 513 amino acids.